AUGCAACAGCGAUAUCGUGUGCGUCAUACUAGACAAUGUCUUCGCCAUGCGCUUCGGUCCGCGAAUGUGGCGUCUGGUCUCCCUGGGUUGCUGAGCAGUGAUACCGUGAUUGGAACGCAAGUCUUCCGUACGCGACGCAUGCACAAGGUAAUAUCUCAUGACCCAGAGUUUAUACCACGUUCUGUCACAGUCAUCCGGUCCAUCUACACUCAGUCCUCCAUUCUCUGUCAUUAUGCAAUGACCUGCGAGAAUGCUUUGUCAAUACUUGGCCUUGUUUACGGUGCUCUCACAGUACAGCCAGACGAAGUCACGAUCCUGCCAGGCGAAAAUGGGACCUUGUCUGAAGGAAGAAUCCCGCCAAAGUCUUCCGGUGGGAGUCCCCUCCAACCUGGGGAUUUAUCUACGGAAUUUCUCUCUACCUUGGAUGGUGCUCACACUGGUGUUAAUUCAGAUUCUCUGAAUACAUCUGGUAGAUUGUCGCAAUUUCGCACCACAAGAGGCGAUGGUUUCACAGACUUGAGCUCGCUAGUUGGCGAGAGUCAGACCGGAAUCCCAACAGGAUCUGGAGAUUCCAUCAUAUCUGACACUGCAAUUUUUGACUCCUCAGGCUCUCAGAGGAUGGAAUCCAUCACAAAUUCGAGUGGAGGUGGACAGACUAUAGGAGGAGAUCUCAAUUCCCAAGCUAUAUCGAGUUCUCGGCCUAUAGAGUCAAUGACAGACUCGAGCGGGCAAUCUCUAGAAGGGCCCACCAGUCAAAAUGAACAGAGCGUAGGAGGUGAUGUUACUUCCCAGAAUGGUCAAACUACGGGAGGGGAUCUUACUUCUCAGGCUGGCCCGACAUUUAAUUCUCAGCCUAUGAAUUCUACAUCGGGCUCAGAUGGACUACCAGGGGAAAGUCUCACUUCCCAGGAUGUAUCGAAUUCAAACUCUCAAUCAAUGGAUUCUACGGCCAGCUCAGAUACACAAAGUCUAGGAGGCGUCGUCGCCUCUCAAUCUGUAGCAGCUUCGAUUCCAGGUCAGUCAAAUUCUGGAACGACUGACCCGGCUCUAUCUACAACUGAAUCUGCAAUACCCAUCAAUGGAUCGAGUUCAGUCUCGCCACCGAAUACAGGGGUUGGAACCACUAUGAAUAUUCCAUCAUCAACAGCAUCAGGCUUUGCCUCCCAGAGCCUUACCUCGCAGAGCGGAGGAGAUCCAGAAAUAUCUAAUAUCGCAAGCACUGAAAGUGCAGAGAUAUCCACAUCUGAGAUAUCUCCCACUUCACCUGCAGUUGGUACAAUUACCCCGGUGGCAACACCCACGUCGUCAAGCAGCGCACUCAGUGCAUCCAGUAUCUCUACCGUCAUCCUAGGCGUCGAGUUUCAGGUCACCAACACCACUCGAAAGAGAGGCAAGCCUAUGUGGAAGCAUGACGACUCGUCCGGCUUUGUUGGAAACGAAACUAUCUUGAAUCCAAGUAAUUGCAGCGAGGCCUCUGUGUAUCGUCAGUCUGCCGGUGAGCUUGUCGCUAGGGUUGGCAGAAAAUCUUUGUCUGUGGAUCCUGGCAUUGCAUAUAUCAGCAUGGCUAAUUAUCCUGGAGGGUCAAUUUCGACUGGUGAGUCAUUCUAA
Pestalotiopsis fici W106-1 is the source of this 1608-nucleotide messenger RNA. RefSeq lists its product as uncharacterized. Lineage: Eukaryota; Fungi; Ascomycota; Sordariomycetes; Amphisphaeriales; Sporocadaceae. The record is from RefSeq and is a predicted model, not a curated record. The transcript has 2 exons. Bases 1 to 1608 code for a protein of 535 amino acids.